GGAGACUGGGCGGCUCCUGAGAAGCGAGUGUAUGUGUGGUCAGGAUAGGUAGAGCUGUGCAGCGCAAGGGACCGGUUAAAAAAGAUGGAAAAGGAAGCAACUUCAACUUGACUGGAAGUUGCACCAUGUAACAUGGAAAACGUUCCCUACAUCCAAACAUGUGAUUAUUCAGAGGGUUAAGAAGUCUUGCCUAGCAGUAGGUGUGGGAGAAAUGGAGAUGCAGUCUUACUACACCAAACUCUUGGGAGAACUUAAUGAGCAACGGAAGAGGGACUUCUUCUGCGACUGCAGCAUCAUUGUGGAAGGGAGGAUUUUCAAGGCACACAAGAACAUUCUCUUUGCCAACAGCGGCUAUUUCAGAGCCUUGCUAAUACACUACAUCCAAGACAGUGGGCGGCACAGCACUGCUUCUUUGGACAUUGUGACUUCUGAGGCCUUCUCUAUCAUCCUUGACUUCCUUUAUUCGGGGAAGCUGGAUCUUUGUGGGGAAAAUGUGAUUGAGGUGAUGUCCGCAGCCAGUUAUCUGCAGAUGACUGAUGUGGUCAACUUCUGCAAAACAUACAUCAGGUCGUCGCUGGACAUCUGUCGGAAAAUAGAGAGGGAGGCGGCCUUUUACCAAGCUGACAGCGGGACUGCCAACUCUGCCAGGGAGGGCACAUCCUACAGCACAAAGAGCCAGUGCUCGGCUUCCGUUUCGUCCCUGCAGGAGAAGGAAAGGAUCCCAGAUUGCCAACGUGAUCCUCCCUGUGGGGAAUGCAGCAGCUGCCAUCCUAUCGAGCUUGUAGUGAGAGACCCUAUAAGCAGUGACUCACCAGAUGACACUAACUCUUCACUGCCCAAAGUAGUGGAACCAAAAGUGGAAUUCGAUGCAGACGAUGUGGAAGUCGAGGUGGGUGAACGGGUGCCACAGUACCCAACUCCGUUGACCAUCGAGCAGAUAGAGGAGGGGCUUCAUAGUGGCCAGGCAAUGGAUCUGGCCUGCAAUAAUUAUCACAUGAAGCAGUUCUUGGAAGCCUUGCUACGCAACAGUGCAACCCAGAGAAAGGACGAUGUGGUACAUCACUUUGUCCGUGGUUUUGAGGGAAGGUCGGAAGAUGCAGGUGUCCCCAUGAGUUCCAUGAUGGACAUUCACAAUGACUGGUAUGGAGAGGAUACAGGGGAUGUUCUAGUUGUGCCAAUUAAGCUCCACAAAUGCCCGUUCUGCCCAUACACAGCCAAACAGAAAGGAAUUCUGAAGCGACACAUCCGCUCCCAUACAGGCGAGAGGCCGUAUCCUUGUGAGAUUUGUGGCAAACGCUUCACACGGCAGGAACACCUUCGAAGCCACGCUUUGAGUGUACAUCGAUCGAACAAGCCAAUAAUUUGCAAGGGCUGCAGAAGAACGUUUACAAGCAGCCUGUCCCAAGGCUUGCGGCGUUUUGGCCUGUGUGACAGUUGCACUUGUGUCACGACCACCCACGAGGAUUCAAUGCCCAUCAACCUCAGUCUGAUGGAGCCUUCUUCAGAAGGUCCGGAAAAAAGCGAGCCGGACAACGACUGGCCCAUCUACGUAGAAUCGGGGGAUGAAAAUGAUCCACCUGAUGACGACGACGCUGAUCCAGACCCUGAUGAAAAGCAGAGCCUGCAUCGAGAGGUGCUUAUGUAGCACCAAAAGGGGAGAUCUUAAUUGGGGGGUUUUUCCCUGUUAUUUUUUUUUUACUUACAGCUGGGACCUGCAUAUUUAUCCAGAUUUGUGAAGGGGUUUUUUUUUGUAAUAUUAAUAAAUUCCAUUUUGCUAGGACAGGUAGGAACAAUGAAUUUGGAAUUCUGAAUGGUUUUUUGAGUUGUUAGUGCUGUGCGCUACACGUUUUGGAAGGGAUUUUGUGAGCAAGCAGAAGCCAUGUUCCUUACAAUUUUGAAGUACGGGGCAAGUCGACUUAUCUUUGUAAACGAUAAUCUUCUUUGUGUGUUUGUUUCUCUCUUUCACAAUUGUCCUUCUCCCUAUCCUCAAAAGGGAUGCUGUCCUCUUUAUAAGAAAAAAUUGAGACAUCAGGUUUCAUUUCUGGGAUAUUUUUCUAGCACUGUUACUCUCUUCUUCCUGCUAUGUUACUACUAGUUCUUAAUGUUAACUUUGGAGAUAUAGUAUAGAAUUGAACCAAAGCCAAUGGGGAUAAAAUUUGGUUACAUACACAAGCAUAUCCAGUAAGCACAGACUUCCAAGGCAAUUACACACUCAGCUUAGUUUUCAUGGGUUUUUUUCUCCACACCUUCAUUUCAAGUAGGUUGGUCAGUCUUGAAUUUUGGUAAAGAUUCUGUCCUUGUUAGGUAGGUAAGCAGCUGCUUCACAAAUAAUGUAAACUGGCUAGCGAGCCAAAGAUCCCUAGGUCCUGAAAAGGUUCAUGGAGCUGGCAUCACAAGAGACCUUUCCCAGCUGGGCCAUGUGAGCACUAUUAGACCCUUCAUUUAAGGGAAAGAGCUUUCACUGACACUCUGCAUGCAGAAGGCUCUGAGUUAGUAUCCUGCCAUCAUCACUUAAAGAAUCUCAGGUAGCUGGUGUUGGGGAAAGAGCUGGUGUGCUGGAGAGAUGCUGCUAAGCAGAAUAGACAAUCCUCUAAAGGGACCAAUGAUCUCAAUGUGCAUAAGGCAGCUCUAUAUCUUCCAUUCCCACCUUUUAGAAUGAGCACCCAAAACUUCUUGUAGUAGAUAACAAGACAGCUUUGUUACCAUCCUGUUCUGACACACAACCUAUUAAGCCUCUCUUUCAGCAUUACCAACAAUGCUGUGUAGCUUCCUUGCACAUGUUUCCCCAUACUUAAUUGCUUUCUUGUGAAUCUGAAGCACUGGGAGGGCUGAUGUGACAACAGCAGGAAAUCCUUCAUAAUACAGGGAAAUAAGAGAGGAAUAAAUGCAAAAAGAGGAUAGGAUAGAAAGAAAGAGGCAAUUCUGAACCCCUCAGUUCCUCCCCACCUGUCCAUUUUUGUUAAAGUUAGCUUUCAAACUCUGGCUGCUUCUAGCAAUACUAAGAUUCUGGACACUGUUGCUGGCUGGUUAUGCUUAAUGGGCACAAACAGGCCUAUCCCCUUUACCAGCCAUGGUCACACUAGCCAGAGGCCUUCCAGUCCCUUUCCAACAUGGCUCCUUUGCUGUGGUUUACAAGUCAGAUCUCAAGGGACUGUUUGACUUGUGGAUAUGCUUUUUUCAGCAGAGAGCACCUUUCCUUGAUGCUGUAAGCUCCCUGGAGUCUCCAGCAUCAGGGGUAGACUUCUUCUGCUGGAGAAAGGUGCCUCUACUGCCUGAUCAGAUCCUUGGGACCCAAGCCUUUGCCGCUGUGCUCUGACUCACUAUUGUCUUGUAUGUGUUUCUGCUGCUUGUACUGAUGGUAGAAUUUGUUGGUUCUCAAGAUGGGUUUCUGUAUUUGUACUGUUUUCUGAAUGUUUCUAGUUACAGUUCAAGUGUGGACUUUCCCUUCUUCUCACUGAAUUAGGGGCAACAAAAAUUGGCUUCUCGAAGAAAGCAGAGUUCACUUGGUUGACUUCUCUAGCUCUGUCAACAACCAACAAGGUGAAGGUAAUGAAAGUUACUGAAACAGUAGAUUCUGCAAAAAGUGUCAGAUCUUCACAGCCAUGUGUAGCCACCUUGGUCCAGGAAGUAAUUCUAUGCAAGCCUGACCAGAUGAAGAAGUAACUCUGAAAUCGCCUUAAGAAAGGGAUUUUGUUCCUCUUAUACAGUGGACAGACCUACAAAGAAAAUGUACACGCAUACAAGCUGUCUGUCCUGCUGGCUGCAUUCUGCAUCACUUGUGAAGUGUGAUGGGUCUUGUCACGUACUACUUUAUCUGUCUCCCAGGUGAAAUAUUAAUUCUGUUGUGAUUUCACAGACUGCAAGCAGAAAGGGAGCAUGAUAACACAAAUGUAGCAUUGUGACAUUAGCACAAGAUUAUGUAGGAUGAAAACCAGGGCAGGGGAAGAAGCAAUAAUUUUGUUUGGACAUCAUGAUGUAGCAAAAGAAAGAAAUGUACAAUCUGCUUGCACCCAUUUCCCUUGAAAGAAUCAAGGCCCUCGAGUAUCAGUCAAGAGAAGUCACUAUAUUUUUGUUGGGUUUGUUUACUAAUGGGUGAGUCUCCAGUAAUCGCAUCAUUCAUAAACUGGUGCUAAAUAAAGUGGUCCCACCUUAAAAGCAGUAAGCAAGCACUUUCCAAAGGACUCUAUCAGCAACAAAUAGGUUGGCUUUACAAACCAGUUUAGACUUGCUUUGGGCUCUGGCUUGAAAAUAGAUUCUUUCCAUGUGUGGCUACCAGGAGCGUGUUGCCCACAGAAAGCCAGCUGGGAGCACAAGAAGUGAUGCUAACCAAUUAGCAGGAGCUCUGGGAUGCUCGUCCUGUUUGCUGUUCUGAUGGCUCGUCACUUGGAUGACAGCUCUUCAGAGACCGCUCAAUUACAUCCACUGGGGACGGAGCAUGGACUUGUGUGCCAAAACAACUCCUUACUUUUAUUUUACACAAUGUGUAAUGGUCUGCUGAGGCAUGUUGACAAGAAAAUUCAAGACUUUUCUGGACGUAAGAUCUGUGAGAGAUAUGUUUUACUUCGGACUGCUUCCCGUGAUCUUUAGAUGUUUUCUUAUGUACUUUGUGAAUAGGGAAUGAAUCUCAACGUUUCUAUGUAGGGUGGGCGGGAGAGAAAUUGUAGUCUCGUUCCAGUUCAGCCAGAAUUCGGAUUUUUGGCUCUUCUGUCUCACUUGAUGCUUUUCGAGUGGACCCUGUCUGUCAUGUUGUGCUUCAUUGGAAAUGAUGCACUUCAUUGGCUUGGCUGAGGUUCUUAUAAAUCCAUUGCAUUUCUUCCUCGGUUUGAGGAUGUUUCCCUCCAUUAUAAAAACUGAAAGUAUGGUGCAAUCCUAAAGAUGUUUCAUGUUCUGCUCAAAUAGAAAUGGGUUUGCUUCUAAUGUGCUCCCCCUCCUUCCCCCUCCCAUUUUUUUGGAAAGGCCACGAUCUCUCUAGAAUGCUCUUGUCAUUGCUCACUUUUGUUAGGGAGAAGCUAAGCUCCCCCCCUCCCCCAAACAGAAAUUCUGUUUCUCUAUGUGUAGUAGAUGAAUUAAUAGCCUGUUGUACUGCUUGGUGGAACAUUUGCUUUCUUGCAGCCCAAUUCCUCGGUCCUUAAAAACACUUUUUUAAAAAAUUGGAUCCUGUUGAUCAUAAUACAACUCACUUAUACAUCGGUUUCAGGGUUGCAGUUUUAGCCUUUGAGAAAUUCAUAUUUAUUUGGUUCACAAUGAAUGACAAUUUUGAAGCUGAAAUCACUAAAGCUAAUUUAACAAAUGAAAAGUUAUAAUUUGUAUUAAUCUAAUAGCAUACACCUGCUAUUAAAAAUUUAGGAACACGGUCCUUUAAAUCCCUGGUUUAAUCCACUACUGCAAAAAAAGGGGGGAGGGAUCCCCAAUGCAAACCAAACUACUGUGAAUGAACCAUUGGAAAGACUGAUUCAAUUUCAGUUCUGCUCCUAAGUAGUUUCCAUGUAAGUGAACGCCUGUUGUUUCAUCCUUCACAUUAUGUAUGCUAUUGUGGGGACUGUCCUGUGAAAUCAGUGGGGUAACAGCUGAAUAAACUUCUAAAUUACCACUGCAAAAUUGCAAUGGUCAUUGCAUUUUGCCUUUCCAGCAUGUUGGUAAAGAUGAUACCAACUGAACCAGAAAUAUUUAUGUAGCACCAUAUGCAUACCUGGCAAUUUAUCAAACAUGAUACGCACAAAGACAGAUCCCUGCCCCAAAGGAGUUUACAGUCUUAGAGCAGACAAUGGGGAAUCAAAGCAAGAGGAUGAGGGUGGUAAAAUGAAGGGGAUUAGACAGAUUUGAGGAGGACUGCUCUCUUAAUGGCUACUAGCAUGAAAGGAACCUCCGCACUCAGCUGCAGUAAGCCUUUGAAUCCCAGUGCCAGCAGUCAGUAUCAAAGGAAGGCUUUGGCCACUAUGUCCUGUGUUUGGCCAUCCAGAGUAACUGGUUGGCCACUGUGUGAGAUAGGAUGCUGAACUAGAUGGACCACUACUGUCCGACUUGGGACAUAUUGACCUGAAGUUGAUAGGGAGCAAUUCAGAAGUUCAUCAACUUUUCUAGUAUAAUCCUGCUUCUGAUCUAAAAGCAGCCUAAUAAAAAUGCCCAGAUGCUCCUUGCACAUAUAGACGCGAGCACACUGAACAUGCAGCUGCCUCAUUAACUGAUGUGUCAGGAGAAGCUCUGUGCUCAUGCGAAAUGAUCACUGAGGCAGUCUGCAUCCCCUGGGAGUCCUUUACCCUUGAACAGCUGUGGAGCUUUCAUUUACACCAUAUAUAACUGUUAAAAGAAGGUGUACGCAUCCAACAAAAGGCUGUUGGAGAUAUGGGAGAGAAUUGCCUUUCAUUCUUUUGCCUUCUGAACAUUGUAAUACAAAGCGCUGCUGUCCUGCACAUCUCUAAGCAAGGACUGUUUCACCUUGAAAUAAAGAUACAUAUACUUUUAACAGGUUACAAGGGGAGGAGGGACUGCAAGAUAUCUGGGGUCUUGAGGAUUCCACGUUUUGUGUAGCUCACAAAAGGAAAAGUAGAAUUAACGUUCCAUCACCAGCUGCCUAAUUUCCACUGUCUCCCUUCUCCUAAGUUUUGGAUCAUUGUAUGUUUGCAUCCGGGCAGAAGAGUCAGAAAUAAACCAAAGCUGAGAAUCUGCAAAAAGUGUCACCCCAGCAGCCAUUAUGGCCUCUUAAAUUUUUAUUCUAGGGGUGGGGGAACAAAUAUAAAGUGCUUUUUGUAAUUUUUGUUCCUACAGUGGUGCGUUUUUCAAGUCUUGGAUGUUGAAACUGUCUAUGUACUAUACUUGUUUAUAUAGCUGUAGUCCUGUACUUUUAUAGCUGAAAAUGUGAAAAAAAAUAAAUAUUAAGAGAACACAAUA
Messenger RNA from Sphaerodactylus townsendi, 6888 nucleotides. RefSeq names its product zinc finger and BTB domain containing 8B (gene ZBTB8B). The record is from RefSeq and is a predicted model, not a curated record. Gene Ontology annotation, molecular function: protein binding; RNA polymerase II cis-regulatory region sequence-specific DNA binding; DNA-binding transcription factor activity, RNA polymerase II-specific. The transcript has 5 exons. Gene Ontology annotation, biological process: regulation of transcription by RNA polymerase II. Lineage: Eukaryota; Metazoa; Chordata; Lepidosauria; Squamata; Sphaerodactylidae. Bases 212 to 1645 code for a protein of 477 amino acids.